Messenger RNA from Miscanthus lutarioriparius, 966 nucleotides. The record is from the annotation of a GenBank genome assembly. Lineage: Eukaryota; Viridiplantae; Streptophyta; Magnoliopsida; Poales; Poaceae.
AUGUCGCAUGCUCCGGAGGUCGCCGGAAACCCGUACGCCGCAGAGCUCGCCGCAGCCAAGAAGGCCGUCGCCCUAGCGGCCCGCCUCUGCCAGAGAGUGCAGCGGGGCAUCUUGCAGUCUGACAUUCAAUCGAAGGCAGACAGGACUCCUGUUACCGUCGCGGAUUAUGGAUCACAGGUAUUGGUAUGUCUGGUCCUGAAGAAGGAAUUACCUGCUCACUCUUUCUCAAUCGUAGCUGAAGAGGAUUCAAAAGACUUGAGAGAAGAUGGUGCCCAAGAAAUUCUAGAACACAUUACCACCCUCGUAAAUGAAACCAUCGUAAAUGAUGGUUCAUACAACAUGUCGUUAUCUAAGGAAGAUGUGCUUGCUGCAAUUGAUGGUGGUAAAUCUGAGGGAGGUCCAUCUGGGCGACAUUGGAUAUUGGACCCAAUAGAUGGCACUAAAGGUUUCAUAAGGGGAGAUCAGUAUGCAGUUGCACUUGGACUACUUGAUGAGGGCAAAGUUGUUCUGGGUGUGUUGGGAUGUCCAAAUCUUCCAUUAAAAUCAACAAACAAGAACAAUUGUAGCUCUUCUGGGGAUCAAAUAGGUUCCCUCUUUUUUGCUACAAUUGGUUGUGGAGCGCAAGUUGAGGCCUUAGAAGGAUCUGAGCCAGAAAAGAAACUUGGUGUCCAAGCUCCACCUGUUAGAAUGGAUAGCCAAGCAAAAUAUGGUGCCCUAGCACGUGGUGAUGGUGCCAUUUUUCUGCGCAUUCCGCACAAAAAGUACAUAGAAACAGUUUGGGAUCAUGCAGCUGGAUCAAUUGUUGUCACAGAAGCUGGUGGCAUGGUAAAAGAUGCCUCAGGAAACGAUUUGGAUUUUUCAAAAGGUAGACACCUUGAUCGUGAAAGAGGAAUUAUUGCAACAAAUAAACAUUUAAUGCCACUUGUUCUAAAGGCGGUUCAAGAGGCUAUGAAGGAGGAACAAUAG